CACAUACUUCUCACGUAAGUUAACUUGUCUUCGGUCCACUCUGGCUGUCUGGUCCUCCAAAAUCAGAAUCUCCCGAAACCAUGAAACGCAGCGUUUCUCACAGCAGCACCACCUCUUAAUCGCACGAACCGCUCCUUUUCUUGUUGGACCGAACCGGAGACACAAACAACAACUACUUCAUUUUGAUUUAGGCUUCCAUUCCAAUUCAAGCAUCACUAAUCUGCACGAUAAAGCAAAAAGCACUAGUGAGGCAAGAGAAGAGGCAGAAUAAAAGGAAAUUCAAGAAAGCUACUUUUAAUUUUUUUAAUCUUUUUGGUAUUUGAUUUAUUUGAAAGGGUUUGUUAAUGUUGAUUGAUUGUUAAAUUCAUUUGAUCCCAAAGGGUUUGGUUGGAUAAUAAUAUAUCCAAAUGAAGGAUCAAGUUUUCUGGUUGGGUCCAGUGUUAUCCGUAGCCUUCACUCACAAAUUUGCUGAGCAAGUGGGUAUAUAAUGAAGAGGUUCUCUGCCUGCUGCUUCACAAGCAGAAUCUCUAAGUUUCACUCUCACAGGAAGCAUAACCAAUCUCAAUCUCAGAUCAUGGCAGGAAACAUGUCUGAUCCAAGUGGGAGCAAGGGUGCAAAUAUUUUACUUAAUCAUGACUUUUCCAGAGGGCUGAACUCUUGGCAUCUCAAUUCCUGCACUGGCUAUGUAAUUUCAGCUGAAUCGGGUGCUCAAGGAGGAAUUCCGAGGGAGUUGGGUGCUAAUUAUGCUGUUAUCACUGACAGAAAGGAAUGCUGGCAAGGCCUUGAGCAAGACAUCACAGAAAGAAUUUCCACUGGUUACACUUACACAGUUUUGGCUUGUGUGGGAGUAUCCAAUCUUUCUCAGGGACCUAGUGAUGUUCUAGCUACUUUGAAACUCGAAUAUCAUGAUUCGGCUACUAGUUACUUGUUCAUUGGAAGAACUUCUGUUAAUAAGGAUAGUUGGGAGAAGUUGGAAGGGAAAUUCUCAUUAUCAACUAUGCCUGAUCGGGUUGUAUUUUACUUGGAAGGACCUGCUCCUGGAGUUGAUCUGCUCAUUCGAUCAGUAGAAAUAAACUGUUCCACUCCGAAUAAUAAUAUCACAACCACAGCAUGUGUUUCAGCGGGAGAUGACAACAUCAUCAUCAACCCGCAAUUUGAUGAUGGUCUGAAUAACUGGUCUGGAAGAGGCUGCAAGAUUGUGUUGCAUGAUUCCAUGAAUGAUGGGAAAAUUGUUCCAAAAUCUGGGAAAUUCUUUGCAUCUGCAACAGAACGCACACAGAACUGGAAUGGAAUUCAGCAAGAUAUCACUGGACGCGUGCAGCGCAAGCUGGCCUAUGAGGUCACUGCUUUAGUAAGAAUUUUUGGAAACAAUGUCUCUACUGCUGAUGUACGUGCAACUUUGUGGGUCCAAGCACCAGAUCUUAAAGAACAGUAUAUAGGCAUUGCAAAUUUGCAGGCAACAGAUAAAGAUUGGGUUACUCUGCAGGGAAAAUUCCUUCUAAAUGGUUCUCCAUCAAAAGUGGUCCUUUAUUUAGAGGGACCCCCUCCAGGCACUGACAUUCUUCUCAAUAAUUUGGUCUUAAAGCAUGCAGCUAAAACACCUCCUUCAACCCCACCAGAUGUAAAGAAUGUUACUUUUGGGGUUAAUAUAAUUCAAAACAGCAAUCUAGCUGAUGGCACCAAUGGAUGGUUUCCCCUUGGCAAUUGCACUUUAAGUGUUAAAAGUGGUUCACCACAUAUAAUUCCACCAAUGGCAAGAGAUUCUCUUGGUCCUCAUGAACUCCUGAGUGGGAGGUACAUCCUAGUAACUAAUCGAACACAAACAUGGAUGGGUCCUGCCCAGAUCAUCACUGAUAAAGUGAAACUCUUUUCGACUUAUCAAGUGUCUGCUUGGGUCCGGAUUGGCUCAGGAUCAUCAGGGCCACAGAAUGUGAAUGUUGCUCUUGGUGUUGACAACCAGUGGGUCAAUGGAGGACAAACUGAGGUUUCUGAUGACACGUGGCAUGAAAUUGGAGGGUCCUUUAGAAUUGAAAAACAGCCAUCAAAGGUUAUGGUUUAUGUCCAAGGUCCUGCUGCUGGUGUGGACUUGAUGGUGGCUGGACUUCAAAUUUUUCCUGUGGAUAGACAUGCAAGAUUUAGAUAUUUAAAGAUCCAAACAGAUAAGAUACGCAAACGUGAUGUUGUACUGAAAUUCUCUGGGCUGGACUCUGGCAGCUACGCUAACACCUCAGUGCAAGUUAGACAAACACAGAAUGAUUUCCCAAUUGGAACAUGCAUCAGUAGAUCAAACAUUGACAAUGAGGACUUUGUUGACUUCAUGGUGAAGCAUUUUAACUGGGCUGUGUUUGGAAACGAGUUAAAGUGGUAUUGGACAGAGCCACAACAAGGGAACUUCAAUUACAAGGAUGCUGAUGAUCUGUUAAGCCUGUGUCAGAAGCACAAUAUACAAACUCGUGGCCAUUGUAUCUUCUGGGAAGUGGAUGGAGUGGUUCAGCAGUGGAUCAAAUCACUGAACCAAAACGAUUUGAUGACGGCGAUCCAGAACCGCCUAAACGGGCUUCUAACUCGUUACAAGGGCAAGUUCAGUCACUAUGAUGUCAACAAUGAAAUGCUGCAUGGUUCAUUCUUUCAAGAUAGGCUAGGCAAGGAUAUAAGGGCUAACAUGUUCAAAACUGCAAACCAACUAGACCCUUCUGCUACACUCUUUGUGAAUGAUUACCAUGUGGAGGAUGGAUGUGACACAAGAUCAUGUCCUGAUAAGUACAUCCAUCACAUUCUUGAUUUGCAAGAGCAAGGUGCCCCAGUUGGAGGAAUUGGAAUUCAAGGUCACAUAGAUAGUCCAAUAGGGCCUAUUGUGAGUUCUUCCCUUGACAAGUUGGGUAUUCUUGGUCUCCCUAUAUGGUUCACUGAGCUUGAUGUGUCUUCCAUCAAUGAAUAUGUGAGAGCAGAUGAUCUUGAAGUUAUGCUGCGUGAAGCCAUGGCUCAUCCUGCAGUAGAAGGCAUAAUGCUGUGGGGUUUUUGGGAGCUGUUUAUGAGUAGGGACAAUGCACACUUGGUAAAUGCAGAAGGUGACAUCAAUGAGGCAGGGAAAAGGUUCCUGGCUCUGAAACAAGAGUGGCUCUCUCACAGCCGUGGCCAUGUUGAUGAACAAGGCCAAUACAACUUCAGAGGCUUUCAUGGAACGUACAAUGUGCAAGUUGUGACCCCAUCAAAGAAAAUUUCUAAGACAUUUGUUCUUGACAAAGGUGACACGCCACUGGUGGUAUCCGUUGAUUUAUAAGCAUACUAUGAUGUUGGUGUCUUUUUUAUAUCCUUGGGUUGGAUGAAGAAUGUUGUUGGUUUAUUGUUGUGGAUUUCACAACUUCACAAAAUCUCAACAAAAAGAAUACUGUUUCGCCAUUUUAUAUAUAUACUUGUAAGAAAGAAGUGAAAAAUAAAUGAAAAUGAUACUGGUUUGAACUAAUAAACUGCAUACAAUCCUA
This is a messenger RNA of Vigna unguiculata (cowpea), 3482 nucleotides long. RefSeq names its product endo-1,4-beta-xylanase 1-like. Lineage: Eukaryota; Viridiplantae; Streptophyta; Magnoliopsida; Fabales; Fabaceae. Gene Ontology annotation, biological process: carbohydrate metabolic process. Gene Ontology annotation, molecular function: hydrolase activity, hydrolyzing O-glycosyl compounds. The record is from RefSeq and is a predicted model, not a curated record.